AUGUCUAUUGAUUUCAUACUUGGUAGUUGGGUUCACUGCAACUUACCCACAGGUGGAGCCUUAAACAUUACAAGCCUUUCAGCCUAUUUAAAACCUUCAACUGAUGCACCAAACUUCUUAAUCGAAGUCAUCCGCAGCAGCCCAACACCUCUCAUCCUCAUUCUUGAUUUACCUCAGUGGAAGGACCUCGUCUAACAUCCCGAUUACCUUAAAACCUUUUAUGAGGAAACACAAUUAGACAAACAAAGACAACUUCUCGAGAAGCUACCCGAGGUGAAGCCUUACUUCUCUUUGUCAUUGUAUAUUCGAGCUCUUUUCUCUCCGUCUGGUAUCUUGGUUUCUAUAGAAACCGAACCUUCACAGGUCGUUUGCAUUGAUGAGAUUAUUCGGGAUCAUAUAAGUGAAAGUGCAAGAGGGGGUCCUGUUGCAAAGGUAAUGUUGGGUACGUGAUUGGAUAUGUGUGCUUGUGCUGAGCGAAGAUUGACGGAUGAUGAAAGUACGGAUUUGGCUAAGAGGGAUCGAAUAAUUAAGAAUAAGACUAUUGAGAUAGAUUUUGAAUCAAGCUGCUCUAGGCUCUUCGGGCAAGAGGUAGCGAACCGGGUUUUAGGACUACUAAGGGAGAUCUAUAAUGCUUGAGUUUCUUA
Molecule: messenger RNA, 644 nt
Organism: Lycium ferocissimum
Lineage: Eukaryota; Viridiplantae; Streptophyta; Magnoliopsida; Solanales; Solanaceae
Product: red chlorophyll catabolite reductase, chloroplastic
Exons: 3
Biological process (GO): chlorophyll catabolic process
Cellular component (GO): chloroplast
Molecular function (GO): red chlorophyll catabolite reductase activity
Source: RefSeq, a predicted model, not a curated record